Beauveria bassiana ARSEF 2860 is the source of this 4596-nucleotide messenger RNA. Its product is annotated as multidrug resistance protein CDR1. The transcript has 2 exons. The record is from RefSeq and is a predicted model, not a curated record. The coding region runs from base 1 to 4596 and encodes 1531 amino acids. Gene Ontology annotation, cellular component: membrane. Gene Ontology annotation, molecular function: ATP binding; ABC-type transporter activity; ATP hydrolysis activity. Gene Ontology annotation, biological process: transmembrane transport. Lineage: Eukaryota; Fungi; Ascomycota; Sordariomycetes; Hypocreales; Cordycipitaceae.
AUGGCGACCAAUAACGACAACAACACCAUUCAGCCAGCCCUCGAUGUGGCGCCGGCGCUCGAGUACCAGCCCCAGCAGCAGCAGCAGCAGCCCGGCCCGGCCGCCGACCAGAUUGACGCGCGCCAAGAUAUAGAAAAGCCAGUCAAGCUCGAAGACUCGGAAGAGGAUGAGCGCGCCGACCGGGUGGCGCCGCUCAGCCGGCGCAACACCGAGGCCAUGAUUGCCGACAACGACCGCGAGGAGAUUAUGCGCAUCGCGAGCCAAAUCAGCCGGCGGCGGUCGAGCGUGGCCAGCCUGCAGCAGGUGCCGUCGCAGCAGGGCGGCGGCGGCGUCGGGCUCGAUUGGGACGACCCGCGGCUCGAUCCGCAGAGCGACAGCUUCGAUCUCGGCAAGUGGGUGCGCCACUUUGUGAGCCAGGUGCGCAAGGAGAACCGCAUGGGCCCCAACACGGGCGUGUCUUGGCGCAACCUCGACGUGUUUGGCUCGGGCGACGCGGUGCAGAUCCAAAAGACGGUGGGCUCGCUGCUGAUGGCGCCGCUGCGGCUCGGCGAGUCUUUCCACUUUGGCAAGAAGGAGCACAAGCAGAUCCUGCACGGCUUCAACGGCAUCCUCAAGCCCGGGGAGCUGCUCGUGGUGCUCGGGCGGCCCGGGUCCGGGUGCAGCACCAUGCUCAAGGCCAUUUGCGGCGAGCUGUACGGCCUCAAGCUGGGCGACGAGACUGAGAUUCACUACAGCGGCAUCCCGCAGAAGCAGAUGAUGGCCGAGUUCAAGGGCGAGACGUCGUACAACCAGGAAGUGGACAAGCACUUUCCGCAUCUGACGGUCGGGCAGACGCUCGAGUUUGCGGCGUCGGUGCGGACGCCGCAGGAGCGCAUCCAGGGCAUGUCGCGCAAGGAGUACGCAAAGUACAUGGUCAAGGUGGUCAUGGCGUCGUUUGGGCUGAGCCACACGUACAACACCAAAGUCGGCGACGACUUUGUGCGCGGCGUGUCUGGCGGCGAGCGCAAGCGCGUGAGCAUCGCCGAGAUGCUGCUGGCGGGCUCGCCGAUUAGCGCGUGGGACAAUAGCACGCGCGGCCUCGACUCGGCCACGGCGUUCAAGUUUGUGCAGAGCCUGCGGACGGUGACGCAGAUUGGCGACGCCGUGUGCGCCGUGGCCAUUUACCAGGCGAGCCAGGCCAUCUACGACCUGUUUGACAAGGCGACGGUGCUGUACGAGGGCCGGCAAAUCUACUUUGGCCCCGCGGGCCAGGCCAAGCGCUACUUUGAGGACAUGGGCUGGUACUGCCCGCCGCGGCAAACGACGGGCGACUUUCUCACCUCCAUCACCAACCCGGGCGAGCGGCAGACGCGGCAAGGCUUCGAAAACAAGGUGCCGCGCACGCCCGAGGACUUUGAAAAGGCCUGGCUGCAGUCGGCGGACCGCCGCGCGCUGCUCGCCGAGAUUGACGCGCACGAUCGCGAGUUUAGCGGCAGCAACCAGGAGCACAGCGUGGCGCAGCUGCGCGAGCGCAAAAACGCCAUGCAGGCCCGCCACGUCCGUCCCAAGUCGCCCUACCUCAUCAGCACCUGGAUGCAGAUCAAGGCAAACACCCGCCGCGCCUACCAGCGCAUCUGGGGCGACAUUUCCGCCCAGUCGGCCCAGGUCGCCAGCCACGUCUUCAUCGCUCUCAUUGUGGGAAGCGCCUUUUACGGGAACCCCGCCACCACGGAUGGCUUCUUUGCGCGCGGCUCUGUGCUCUUUAUCGCGAUUCUCAUGAACGCCCUCACGGCCAUUUCCGAAAUCAACAGUCUCUACUCCCAGCGGCCCAUUGUCGAGAAGCAGGCCUCGUAUGCCUUUUAUCAUCCCGCUACCGAGGCCAUGGCCGGCAUCCUGUCUGAUAUACCAAUCAAGUUCAUCACUGCGGUCGUCUUCAACAUUAUCCUCUACUUUAUGACUGGACUUCGUCGCGAGCCUGCCCAAUUCUUUCUGUUUUUCCUCAUUACAUUCAUGACCACCUUUGUCAUGAGCGCAGUCUUUAGAACCUUGGCAGCCUCUACCAGGACCGUCUCACAAGCCAUGGGUCUGUCUGGUGUCAUGGUCUUGGUCCUCGUCAUUUAUACCGGUUUCGUUAUUCCGCAGCCGUCCAUGCAUCCUUGGUUCGCCUGGCUCAGAUGGAUCAAUCCCAUCUUUUACGCCUUUGAGAUCCUCGUCGCCAAUGAAUUCCAUGGUCGCAAUUUUCCCUGUGGUCCAAGCUCUUUUGUUCCUCCAUACGAGCCUCGUAUCGGCACUUCCUUUGUCUGCGCCGUCGCUGGUUCCGUCAAGGGCUCCGAGACGGUCAGUGGCGAUGCCUUCAUCGACGCGAGCUACCAGUACCACUACUCUCAUGUCUGGAGAAAUCUUGGAAUCCUCUUUGCCUUUUUGAUUGCGUUCAUGAUCAUGUACUUUAUCGUGACCGAAAUCAACUCGUCCACCACCAGCACUGCCGAGGCUCUCGUUUUCCAGCGAGGCCAUGUUCCCAGCUACCUCCUCAAGGGAGGCAAGAAGCCCGCUGAAACUGAAAAAACCAAGGAGGAAAACGCCGAAGAGGUGCCACUACCCCCUCAAACCGACGUCUUUACCUGGCGCGAUGUGGUAUAUGAUAUCCCCUACAAGGGCGGGGAGAGAAGACUGCUGGACCACGUUUCCGGAUGGGUCAAGCCUGGCACUCUGACUGCUCUCAUGGGUGUAUCUGGUGCUGGUAAGACGACACUUUUGGAUGUGCUGGCUCAGCGAACCACCAUGGGCGUCAUUACUGGCGACAUGCUCGUCAGCGGAAAGCCUCUCGAUGCCAGUUUCCAGCGCAACACCGGCUAUGUCCAGCAACAAGAUCUCCAUCUCGAAACCGCAACGGUCCGUGAAAGUCUUCGAUUCAGCGCAAUGCUUCGCCAGCCCAAGACGGUCAGCAAACAGGAAAAGUACGACUUUGUCGAAGAUGUCAUCAAGAUGCUCAACAUGGAAGAAUUCGCCAACGCCGUUGUUGGUGUACCCGGUGAAGGCCUCAACGUCGAGCAGCGCAAGCUUCUGACCAUUGGUGUCGAGCUCGCUGCAAAGCCCAAGCUGCUCCUCUUCCUCGACGAGCCCACGAGUGGUCUCGACUCGCAAUCUUCCUGGUCCAUCUGCUCGUUUUUGCGCAAGCUGGCCGAUUCCGGGCAGGCCAUUCUCUGCACUGUCCACCAGCCCUCUGCGAUUCUCUUUCAAGAAUUCGACCGUCUCCUGUUCUUGGCCAAGGGCGGCAAGACUGUCUACUUUGGCGAGAUUGGUGACAAUUCGCGAACGCUUCUCGACUACUUUGAAGGCAACGGAGCCCGCAAGUGCGACGAUCAGGAAAACCCGGCUGAAUACAUGCUCGAGGUUGUCAACAACGGCUACAACGACAAGGGCAAGGACUGGCAGUCGGUCUGGAACGAUAGUCGGGAGAGCGUUGCCGUGCAAAAGGAACUUGACCGCGUUCAGUCAGAGACCCGCCAGACGGACUCGACGUCUUCCGAUGACCAUACCGAAUUCGCCAUGCCGCUGGCCACGCAGCUUCGCGAGGUCACCUACCGCGUCUUCCAGCAGUACUGGCGCAUGCCCAGCUACGUCGUUGCCAAGAUUGCUCUCAGCGUUGCGGCAGGUCUCUUUAUUGGUUUCACAUUCUUCGACGCCAAGCCCAGUCUUGGUGGGAUGCAGAUUGUCAUGUUCUCCGUCUUUAUGAUUACCAACAUUUUUCCUACACUUGUUCAGCAGAUUCAGCCUCUCUUUGUCACGCAGCGAUCGCUGUACGAGGUCCGCGAGAGACCAAGCAAGGCUUAUUCGUGGAUUGCCUUUGUUCUUGCCAACAUUAUCGUGGAGAUUCCGUACCAGGUUGUGGCGGCUAUCCUGAUCUGGGCCUGCUUCUACUACCCGGUUGUCGGCAUCCAGACGUCUGAUCGCCAGGGUCUGGUGCUGCUCUUUGUUAUCCAGCUGUUCCUCUACGCCUCGUCGUUUGCGCACAUGACCAUUGCCGCCAUGCCGGAUGCGCAGACGGCGUCGAGCAUCGUCACGGUCCUCGUCCUGAUGAGCAUUCUGUUCAACGGUGUGCUGCAGCCGCCCAAUGCGCUGCCCGGCUUCUGGAUCUUCAUGUACCGCGUCAGUCCCUUUACGUACUGGAUCGCCGGCAUCGUCGCAACCAUGCUGCACGGCCGCGAGGUUACGUGUUCCGAAACGGAGACGCAAAUCUUUGACCCGCGCGACGGGCAGACGUGCGGCAGCUACCUCGCGCCUCUGGCGGGCUCCGCACCCGGCACGUUGCAGAAUCCCGACGCCACGGCGGACUGCCGAUACUGCUCGUACCGGGUCGCUGACCAGUUCCUGGCGGGCUCGCGCAUCUACUGGAGCGAGCGCUGGCGCAACUUUGGCCUCAUGUGGGUGUACAUUGUUUUCAACAUUGCCAUGGCCAUUUUCCUCUACUACAUUUUUAGAGUCCGCAAGGGCGGCUUCGGACUCGGAAACCUAUUCAGUGGUAAAAAGGCGGCCAAACCAAAGAAGGAGGAGGCUGUAUCGGAAAAGGCGACUAAUAGUGGCUCGGCUACAUCUACGCCUCCUGUCGCCAAUUAA